Messenger RNA from Arthroderma uncinatum, 861 nucleotides. RefSeq lists its product as uncharacterized. The coding region runs from base 1 to 861 and encodes 286 amino acids. The record is from RefSeq and is a predicted model, not a curated record. Gene Ontology annotation, molecular function: protein binding. The transcript has a single exon. NCBI's taxonomy places the organism in Eukaryota, Fungi, Ascomycota, Eurotiomycetes, Onygenales, Arthrodermataceae.
AUGGCAGCGAAUGCGCCUGCGGACUCAACCCGUCCUGCUGACGAACAGACACUACCUGGUGGCCAGUCCAGAUCUCCAGACCCGGAACCCACGUCGAAGAAGCAGGAAGACGAGUCCCAGCAGGACCGAGAGGACUAUAAUAAGGAAGAUGACGAGAAGGAUGAGGGUGAGGUGAAUUCUGGAGGUGUCAAGGAUGACGCGCAACCUCCUCUCCCUGAUGAAGAAGUUCCUCCCCUUCCCGAUGAGCCGGUGCCGGCGGACGUGGAAGAUGAUGGAUGGGAUGCAAUGUGGGAUGAUAAUGCACAGGCCUAUUAUUUCUAUAACCGCGUUACCGGUCUCUCGCAGUGGGAGAACCCUCGUGUGCCAGACGCAACACAGGCAGUGCUACCAGUGCAGCCGGGGCCCCCGGGGGUCAGCGAGGAGGAUAGAAAGACAGCGGAAGAAGCCAGACAACAAGCCCCCCAACAACCACGAGCUGCCGGCGGGUAUGACCCAGCUAUACACGGUGACUACGACCCGACAGCCUGGUACGCCCAACAAACCGAAGAGGCUCCCUCCGCACCAGCUGCUGCUGUCCCUGAAUACCCUAAUGUCCGGUAUACUGCAACGGGCUCGUUCAAUCGGUUCACCGGCAAAUGGCAAUCUGCAGUAUUAAGGCCAGAGAACUUCAAUGACGAGAACAAGAAUCAUCGGCAGCUGAACGCCUUCUUUGACGUUGACGCUGCAGCCAACAGCCAUGAAGGGAAAAGUCUCAAGGCUGAGCGGAGUGGAAAGAAGUUGACAAGGAAAGAGCUCAAGGCAUUUAAGGAAAAAAGGCGAGAAAGGAAAGAGGAAAAACGCAGGGCCUGGCUGCGAGAUUGA